Molecule: messenger RNA, 1039 nt
Organism: Parasteatoda tepidariorum (common house spider)
Lineage: Eukaryota; Metazoa; Arthropoda; Arachnida; Araneae; Theridiidae
Source: RefSeq, a predicted model, not a curated record
GCCUGUUGAAUUUGCUAUAAUGAAAGUAAUUUUAAUUUAUUUUUAAAUAACACUUAUUCCAUUUUUAUUUCAACCAAUAUUUCAGCUUAUGAUGAGGAAAGCGAAGUGGAAGAGAUUGAUGUCGAUGAUGACAUUGAAAGUGAUGAGGAUAUGAUUGAAAUAGAGGCAGAAGUUAUGUCUGAGGAAGACGACGAUGAGUUUGAUGAAAGAGAGAGAAUGAUAUUGGAGUUAAAAAAUGAGAUGGAUUAUAAAUUUGAUGGAAAUGAUAAUAUGAAUGAUGAAGAUGUGUUGGAUGAAAUUAAAAGUGAUAGAGAUGAAAAGGUGUAUUCCAGUUAUUUUACUGAGGAAAUGAUUGCAAAACUGUACAGCAUGGAUAAAGUCCAUGACAAGGAUUCUAUCGAGUAUGGCAUUCCGGAUAGGAGAUAUUGGAGAUAUGACUCUUGCGAGUCUUACUUAAGAGCUGGAAGUGAUGAAAAGGAUUACAUGACCAUAGAAGACAGCGAAAGCGAUGAAAAAGCUGGAAACAAAAUAAAAAAGAAAGGCUGUUUCGCUUUCCUGUCAAGAGUGUUUAGAAGGUUGUUCAAAAAAAAUUAAAUUUUGAACAUACCAUUUUCAAACAUCUAAGAAGUUUGCACCAUAUUUCCAUCGAAAUUUGCAAAUUUUAAUGGUGCAUUGUUGUUUGUAAAAUUAAAAUUCAAAAAAAAAAAAAAAAAAAGGCACGAUGAAAGAUAACAUCGAUAUAAAAGCCUUAUAUCUGCCAAUCUAUGCAACUUAAUUUAAUAAUAUGUUCGGUUGAAAAUAUAAGAACUGUAAUUUGAUCAUCACAAAAACAUAACAAAACGUCACAGAAGUUAAAGUGAAAGUUUUGCAUCACAGAAAAAUAAUUAGACUUCAAAGAAGCUGAUAUCAUUGUAAAAGUCUUCUAUCUGCAAAAUAAAAUUUGACGUCAUAAAAGAUAUAAUUGCUGUGAAAGUCUUACAAUUUUUCGAAAUGUGCAAUUUAAUUUAGAACAUUGUUAUGAUACAAUAGUUUAAAAUAU